Messenger RNA from Cladophialophora immunda, 1539 nucleotides. RefSeq lists its product as uncharacterized. Bases 1 to 1539 code for a protein of 512 amino acids. Gene Ontology annotation, biological process: transmembrane transport; carbohydrate transport. NCBI's taxonomy places the organism in Eukaryota, Fungi, Ascomycota, Eurotiomycetes, Chaetothyriales, Herpotrichiellaceae. Gene Ontology annotation, cellular component: membrane. Gene Ontology annotation, molecular function: carbohydrate:proton symporter activity. The record is from RefSeq and is a predicted model, not a curated record. The transcript is spliced from 9 exons.
AUGGAUUCUGACAAUCUCGACGGUAGCCCCUCCAAAUGGAGGCAGUACAGGGCCUACAAUCUGAUCACUGUUCUGGCCAUGUCUUUUGGUUCUCUCAGUUUUGGCUACAGUAACAACAUUAUCUCCACCACUUUUGGCCAGCCUACGUUUAUCAAAUACUUCGAACUCGAUACCAGAAGCAAUGCCACCGAGUUGAAAGGUGUUAUGAACGGCGGCUAUCACGCUGCAGCCUUCAUCGGGGUUCUAUUCGUUGGGAGUCUGGCCGACCGAUGGGGCAGAAAGGUAGCCAUUUCAGUGGGCGCCCUUUUGACCCUCAUAGCUGGUGCAGGGCUUGCUGGCUCGGUCCACGUCGCCAUGUUCAUUGUCUUUAGGUUCGUCAGUGGAGCAGGAUCGUCGAUAUUACUUGCAGGAGUUCCGCUCUGGAUGAAUGAGGUUGUCCCGGCUGCAAACCGAGGUGUCCUCGUUGACAUACAUGGAGCCGUCUUCCAAUUUGGAUUCGCUGUGGCAUCAUGGGUCGGAUACGGAUUCUACUUCCUCACCACCAAAUCCAUGGAUGCGUGGAGACCACCUUUGGCUUUCCAGUGCCUACCUCCGAUUAUAACUCUCUCCAUCAUCUAUUGGCUUCCCGAGAGCCCCCGCUGGCUCCUGAUGCGAGGCCGAGUCGAUGACGCACGAAGCAUCUUGUUGCGUUCCCACACCGCGAGCGAAGCGCAGAUCGAGCUGGACCGAAUCCAGGCGCAGAUGAGCGUCGAUAGGACCCUCAACAAUAGCUACAUCCACAUGUUUCGGAAGGCCAGCUAUCGGAAGCGUUGUCUCUUGGCCAUUGGAACAUGCAUGAUGGCCAACUGCUCCGGCAUUCUCGUCAUCAACAAUUACGGGCCUACCAUAUACGGAAGCUUGGGCUACGAUAGCGAGAAGCAAUUGCUUCUGUCCGCGGUUUGGUCGACCUUUGGCAUAUUCUGCAGCUUCUGCGGUUUCCUCUUCGUGGACAGGCUGCCGCGACCACGACUCCUGACCAUGGGCCUCAGCGGCUGCGUGGUCUGUCUGAUCGUCCUCGCCGCCAUGAUCGCGAACUACGGCUCGUCCCAGAACUUUGUGGCGCUGAAGGCCAGCGUGGCCAUGAUCUUCAUCUACGAGUUCUUCUGGUGCGGCGUGCUCUCUGGGACGCAGUUUGUGUACUGUGGCGAGCUUUUCCCUUCCCAUCUCAGAGCAAAGGGGCUCUCGUUGGGCGUAGCAGGAAUCAACCUCGCAAACGUCAUCUUCCUGACCGUGGCGCCCACCGCUUUCGCGAACAUCGGAUGGCGGUACUAUCUGGUCUUCAUCAUCUUGAGUGGCAUUUCGGCUAUAGUGAUAUUCUUCGUGUGGCCUGACACUCGCGGCGUGCCCCUGGAAGAAAUCGCCGCCCUGUUCGGAGACUACGACGAGAUCAGCGAACCACACGCCCUACAACAGGAUGUUCAAGUCGUCCCUCAAGUCGAAUAUGGAGCAUCGAAAGAAGUUUCGACCCACCAUGAAGUGGCGGUAAAGUCGCUGGAAUGA